Messenger RNA from Pedinophyceae sp. YPF-701, 1500 nucleotides. NCBI's taxonomy places the organism in Eukaryota, Viridiplantae, Chlorophyta, Pedinophyceae. The record is from the annotation of a GenBank genome assembly.
AUGCCUCUCGCCGCGGCCCCCUCGAUCGAGGGCGCCACUUCGGGGUACUCGGACUCGUCGCCGGGCACGACGCAGCACUCCGCGCGCGCGUUCCACCACUCAGAUAGUCGCGGGGGCGCGCACAUUCCGACCCUCCUGGCCACUGGUCUCGAUGGGCUGCGCCGCGCGUCCAGCGGGACGUGCCACGAGGCCUCGAUCGGCCAGCAGGUUCUCGCCAUCGAAGCGAGGGCCUCCGGCAUCCGCGACCAGGUCAAGGCGUCCUCGGCGAAGGACCCCGACGGCGCCUUCCAGGCCGUCCGCAGGAUGCAAGCGGACGUCAUCGUGCAGGUCAUGGGAGCCCACUCCCACCUCAUGAACCUGCUCCUCGCGGACCUCGAAGCAACCACCGUGCGCGCCGGACAGAUGCUUGCACUGAUCAAGGACGGCGAACUGACCGAGGAGAUCUUCAGGGAGAACGAGGAGAAGGCGUGGACGACGUGGCACCGCGCGUGCACCUGCCACGACAGCGCGGAGGCCUCGCACGGCCGCUGGCUGGCGCGUCUGGGCGCCGACUCCGAGGGCAGCGGGCGCCGCGGCUCCAUCGGCGGGAGCGCGCGGGAGGUCGUGGCCAGCACGCAGCCCGUCAUCGCGUCGAUCAUCGGGCAGUGGGAGCGCGCGACGUCGGUGUGGGGCUUCAGCCGCGCGGCGACGCACCAGGCGCUCGAGGCCGCGGCGAGCGCCGCGGUGCCGUGGGCCGCGGACGCCGCUGCCGCGAUCACGUCGAAGGAGUUCCUCGACGCGCUCUGGCAGCGCGUGCGGAGCUGCCGCCGCCACAUCGGGACGGCGCGGCUGCACCUGUCGCACCUCGCCGCCUCGCGCGGGCCGCAGGAGGCCCUCACGCGGCUGUCCGACUGGCUCACGGGGGAGUUCUGGAAGGAGUGGCUCGAGAUGUACGCCGAGCGCGGCGCCCGCGGGCUGCCCUCCGAGGAGGCGGACGACUUUGUUCUGGAGCGCAUGGCGGCGUGCGCGGACCUCGUGCACCUCGGGUGGCAGGUCGGCGAGUGGGACGAGGUCGAGGCGUCGCUGGCGGCCUUCGUGAGCGGCGGGCGGCAGUACGCGGCCGCGGUCGCGGCGCUGCCGCCCGACGGGCAAGCAGCGGUGCGCACGCUGGGCCGGGCCGCGAUGGCCGAGGCGCACGCGUGCCACGCGACGGAGGCGUCGCGGCGGGCGCGCGUGCUCGGGCAGGCGAGCCGGCGCGGGCGGCUGAUCGCCGGCGCGCUCACGCACGCGUGGGAGUGCCCCUGCUGCUUGGGGUCGCUGGCCACGGGCGUGCUGGAGCCCGUGUUCUACCGCUGCAAACACCCCCGGCCGAUCGAGCUCGGGUGCAGCCCGCACGUGGCUUGCCGGGGCUGCGCGGAGAUGCUCGACGGGUGGUGCCCCGUGUGCAAGAAGCACGCGGGCUUCCGGUCGGCGGCGGAGCAGGCGGAUGCCACGCAGCGCUCCAUGGCGGGGUCCCCGUGA